Molecule: messenger RNA, 355 nt
Organism: Parus major (Great Tit)
Lineage: Eukaryota; Metazoa; Chordata; Aves; Passeriformes; Paridae
Gene: OST4
Product: oligosaccharyltransferase complex subunit 4, non-catalytic
Exons: 2
Coding region: 136-249 (37 amino acids)
Cellular component (GO): oligosaccharyltransferase complex
Source: RefSeq, a predicted model, not a curated record
CGGGGCCAGGCGCCUCCCGCCGUGCCCCGCGGCCGGAAGUGGCACGGGCAAGGGAGACGUGUCGGAGCGGCGGGCCCGGAGCGUGAACCGGGACACCGGGCAGAAGAGUGAGCCGGGAUACCGGGUGUGGGAGCGAUGAUCACGGACGUGCAGCUCGCCAUCUUCGCCAACAUGCUGGGCGUCUCGCUCUUCCUCCUGGUCGUCCUCUACCACUACGUGGCCGUUAACAACCCCAAGAAGCAGGAGUGAGGAGUCCCGGGGAAGCCCCGAUGGCAACGCAGCGCCGCCGCCGCCCGUCCCUCCCUCCCGGGGGCCGCCCCGCGACGCCUCGGCGGGGCCCCGAGAGGAGCGAGGC